AUGACAGGUUGGCUCAGACCGGAAGGAGAUGAAGCAUCGGUGAGACGCAGCGAUGAAACGAUGUGGACAGAGCUUUGCACAAUUCAGUCACGGACUGUGGGCGCAGUAAUGCCCACUGUACACUCCUCUUUUCUUGUUAUUACUACAGCUUCGAUUUCGACAAUGGUAGGCAAUAUAUUUUUCCUCCUAUCAGCGGUGAAUGAGUAUGAUAAUGUGGCAGUUGAUUGUGAUAUUGAACGUAUUCCUUACACGACUUUACGGUCAAGAACUCAACCAACCCAUUAA
Nezara viridula (southern green stink bug) is the source of this 285-nucleotide messenger RNA. The record is from the annotation of a GenBank genome assembly. NCBI's taxonomy places the organism in Eukaryota, Metazoa, Arthropoda, Insecta, Hemiptera, Pentatomidae.